AUGGCAACAGAACAUGGAACACCAAACUGGUCGGACCUUGUCCAAGACAUCUGGUCAUUGGUCUUCAAGAACUUGAGCUUUACAGAUUUCGCUAGAGCGAAGACAGUUUGUUCGACGUGGUACUUUGCUUCCAAAUCAUCCUCACCUAGACAAAACCAUACCCCGUGGCUGAUCCUCUACGAAGACACACACUGGCUCUUGUUUAAUUCAGAAGAAGGCAAGUCUUACAAAACACAAUACCUAGGUCGCUUUGCGCAGUGUCGUGGUGUGGCUACUUGUGGGCGUUGGGUCUUGGUCUUUGACAAGGAAGUAAAUUUCUACAUCAUUAAUCCCUUCACUCCAGAGAUCAUACACCUCCCACCUCUAGAAUCGAACCGUAGUGCCGAGUUCAAGAGACGCGGAAACUAUUCUUUCGACAUACGCCAUAGCACUGGCAUGGGUAAAAAUGUGAUAGUGAAGACCGCUGUUUUGUGGGUAGAUGAAAAAACAAAAGAUUACUUAGUUGUAUGGUCGUAUAAAGAGGCAUGUUAUUCUAGUCCUUACAUAUGUUAUUGUAGGAAAAGAGACCAAGAGUGGUUUGAGAUACCAAAAAGCAGUGAGAAUGUAAGAGGGUGUUUGGAUUUGGCUUACAAAGACAAGAAGCUUUACAUACGUAGUUACAUUGGUAGCAUCAGAAUCUUGGACUUUACUCUUGGAGACUACUUGCCAAGAGAAAUCUACAAUCAUCCAUAUGCCUAUCGACCUUUUGAUCCUAAGCUUGUUUCAGGUAAGGUCAGAAUGAAACUAACAACAUCUGGAGAUGUUCUGAUGGUGCAACGCAUGAUAGGACACACUGACAAAAGAGUACGGUUCCAAGUCUACAAGAUGAGUAGCACUAGAGAAUAUUGGGAUAAAGUGUGUUCUGGGGAGAAGGAGGACACGUUUUGGAUGGGAGGGUGUGGUAAUGCUGAGUACUGGGAGAGAGUAGAGUCUUUAGAGAACGAGGAAGCUUUGGUUUGGGAUUUGAGUGUUACUUUACCAACCAAAGAUGUAUAUGGGAUCAAGAAAGAUUCUAUAUAUUAUUGUCACACUACUAAAUCAUCUAUUCGGGAAGUUGCUGCCUAUGAGAUUCCUACGCAUAAGAUCUAUGCAUAUGAGAUUCCUAAGCAAACGAUAAAACCAAUUCAACAUCGUGGCCUCAUUAUUGGAGGUGCUCGUUGGUUCAUUCCUUGUUUUGGUGUUGGAGAAUAA
This is a messenger RNA of Capsella rubella, 1230 nucleotides long. Its product is annotated as F-box protein At1g10110. The record is from RefSeq and is a predicted model, not a curated record. NCBI's taxonomy places the organism in Eukaryota, Viridiplantae, Streptophyta, Magnoliopsida, Brassicales, Brassicaceae. Bases 1 to 1230 code for a protein of 409 amino acids. The transcript has a single exon. Gene Ontology annotation, molecular function: protein binding.